Messenger RNA from Sus scrofa (pig), 2297 nucleotides. Lineage: Eukaryota; Metazoa; Chordata; Mammalia; Artiodactyla; Suidae. The record is from RefSeq and is a predicted model, not a curated record.
AGUUAACUUUUCCCACCUGGUAUGGGUUUCAGUGUCUGCCAAACAGCUCAAAGAAUAUGGCUCAGAAUAUUAUCUGUAGCCAUUUAGGAGGAACUAAAAGUCCUUGACUUUGCUUUGGGCUAAAUUAUUCUUUUUUUGUCUGGCUUGACUGUUUCCCUUUCUUUCUGUAUUUUUCUCACUGCUCUGAAUUAAUGUAUUCUUUGGAAAUCAGGGAAGGCCUAGGAGGCUAAUGUUUGUCUACAAACCAGCAGCAGGCCAGGGACAUGGGGGGCAUUUCCCAGAAGACCCCCUGGGUUCCUGUGCAGUUACAUCUGGAGAGGUCACGGAGAGGACAGAGAAGAGUUGACUGCUGAUUGACCUGCAAGUUGGACUUGGAUUAUUGGAGACGCCUUGAUCCUGUCUGUGUCCUUGAAAUGGUCACUCUGACCUCCGUUCCCAGGCUUGGAGCCAUUUUCAAGGAGGCAGCCUUGAAGGAACAGUGUGUUGCUGAGACUCUCUGGACAACAUGUGUGUCUAAACCCACUGAGGGCCUCUGUAAAAGCUUUCAAGAUCCUGGUCAGCAGGGGUGGAGAGCUGCUUUUGGCUACCAAGACAAGCCUUGUAGGUUCAGAUGGAAGAAAUAAUGAGAACCACCAUGAGAUGGACUGUGAGUAGAAGAUGAGAAGUUAAAGACGGUGAGUGCAGGAAUUUUUUUAAAGAAGUUUGCCUUUGGAGAUAAACAGUAGUUGGGUGAAAAGACCAUAUUGAAGGAAGGGUUUACAACUGUGUGGGGGACUUUAUCAGGGUAUAAGGAUUACAUAAAAGAACCCAUUAGAGUUGAUGAAAAAGAGGAAAUAAAGGAGACAGUUCUAGAACAAAUGAACAGAGUAAAGUCAUAGACUUGGAGGAAGUGCCAUAAUGGUCAGUUGAAUUUAAGUUCUAGGAAGCUUGACAAACAUAAAAAAAAAAUUAACUAGAGUCUUUAACCUCUCAUUGCUAUGACCCAUGACUUGCUUUUGAUUUUUAAAUCAGAUUCUCUUUCAGGCAGACUCAUUGUCACUCAUCAUGGGCUGUGCCCCUAAUGCCUCACAUUCUCCAGUCUUCUUGCUUCUCGGGUUCUCAAGAUCUAGAGUCCCCCACAAUGUCCUCUUCCUCCUGUUCCUGGCUGUUUACCUGACCACCAUAACAGGGAAUGUGAUUCUAGUGCUGCUCAUCUCCUGGGACUCCAGGCUCCACUCACCUAUGUACUAUUUGCUCCGUGGGCUCUCCAUGAUAGACAUGGGGUUGUCCACAGUCACCCUGCCCCAGCUGCUGGCCCACUUGGUCACUCGUGACCCAGCCCUUCCCGCGGCCCGCUGCCUGGCCCAGUUUUUCUUCUUCUAUGUAUUUGGAGUUACAGAUACUCUUGUUAUUUCUGUCAUGGCUCUGGAUCGCUAUGUGGCCAUCUGUGACCCUCUGCACUACCACUCAGUGAUGAAUCGCAGGCUCUGUGCCCGCUUACUGGCCUUGAGCUGUGCAGUGUCAGUGGUGCACACCAUGCUGCACGUGGGGCUCCUCUGGCCUCUCUCCUGGGCUGGGGAUGCUGAGGGCAAUGUUCACCUCGCCCACUUCUUUUGUGACCACCGCCCACUUCUGCGAGCCUCUUGCUCUGACAUCCGCCCCAAUGAGUUGACCAUAUUCGUGGAAGGUGGUUUCCUCAUGCUGGGCCCCUGUACCCUCAUUGUACUCUCCUACCUCCGCAUUGGGGCCACCAUCCUACGUUUGCCUUCAGCGGCUAGUCGCCACCGUGCGGUCUCCACCUGUGGGUCCCACCUCACCAUGGUAGGCUUUUUCUAUGGCACCAUCAUCUGGGUCUACUUCCAGCCUCCUUCCCAGAACUCCCAGGAUCAGGAUAUGGUUGCUGCCGUGAUGUACACUGCCAUCACACCUCUGGCCAACCCUUUUGUGUACAGCCUCCGCAACAAGGAUGUCAAGCAUGCACUCCAAAGGCUGCUUAGGGGAGGGAAGGUGGCCUCCUGAUUAGCCUGCCUCAUGCCAUAUUGGUUAAGUAAGGAAAGAGGUGGGCAGACAGGAGUAUGUCUGCGUUUGGAGUUGAGUGGGGCAGUUGGCCUGGACAAUUUAUGGAACUCCAGAUUCAGCUUUUGUUGAUAUGGUACUCUGAUAGCUGUGAACAUUCCAAAUUCAUGCCGGGGUUUCCUCAUCAGCAUGCCUCUGGAAUAUUCCCUCAGGCCAUUUAUCUUGACUUAUCACAGUGGAUAAAAAUGAGUCACUAGGCCUGGAUUGUUUAAUUCCAAUAUUUUGAAGAAAUAUGUCGAUAC